AUGUGUGGUCGAUAUGGUCACAAAAGGGAACACUGUGAUGUGCAAGAUGUUACCCCUGUGGAGAAAACUGGUGCUAGAUCCAAUAUGGGUAAUGAUGGUUUGGUAGGAGGUGAUACUGUAAUGGGGAAAAAGGGUUUUGAUAAUGGUAUUGAGAAUUUGUGUGGGCCAUUGAUGAAUGUUCCAGAUCAAAGGAGACCUAAAGGUGUGACUUAA
Messenger RNA from Prunus armeniaca (apricot), 213 nucleotides. The record is from the annotation of a GenBank genome assembly. NCBI's taxonomy places the organism in Eukaryota, Viridiplantae, Streptophyta, Magnoliopsida, Rosales, Rosaceae.